This is a messenger RNA of Rhea pennata, 561 nucleotides long. It is a transcript of the gene NME4, whose product is annotated as NME/NM23 nucleoside diphosphate kinase 4. The record is from RefSeq and is a predicted model, not a curated record. Gene Ontology annotation, biological process: GTP biosynthetic process; CTP biosynthetic process; UTP biosynthetic process. NCBI's taxonomy places the organism in Eukaryota, Metazoa, Chordata, Aves, Rheiformes, Rheidae. Bases 1 to 561 code for a protein of 186 amino acids. The transcript is spliced from 5 exons. Gene Ontology annotation, molecular function: nucleoside diphosphate kinase activity.
AUGGGCUCCCUGGGGCGCUGCCUGGCCCGGAGCCUGCUGCGGGGGCCGCCGGGCCCGCGCCGCCCCCUCGGGCCGCCCCACCGCCACGGCUCCGGCACCCCUGAGCUGCAGGAGAAGACAUUGGUGCUGGUGAAGCCCGAUGCCGUGCAGCGGCGGCUGGUUGGGGACGUCAUCAAGCGCUUUGAGAGGCGCGGGUUCAAGCUGGUGGGCAUGAAGCUGCUCCAGGCCAACCAUGACAUCCUGGACAAGCACUACCACCAGCUGCGGCAGAAGCCCUUCUACCCUGCGCUGCUCGCCUACAUGAUGUCGGGCCCGCUGGUGGCCAUGGUCUGGGAAGGCUACAACGUGGUGAGGUCCACCCGCGCCAUGGUGGGGGACACCAACUCGGCCGAGGCCAAGCCGGGGACGAUCCGGGGUGACUUCAGCAUGCACGUGAGCAGGAACGUGGUUCACGCCAGCGACUCGGUGGAGACGGCCCACGAGGAGAUCAGCUUCUGGUUUCGCAGCAACGAGCUGGUGGCCUGGGAGUGCAGCGACCAGGACUACACCUACGGGCCCUAG